This is a messenger RNA of Tympanuchus pallidicinctus (lesser prairie-chicken), 6801 nucleotides long. It is a transcript of the gene MAFG, whose product is annotated as MAF bZIP transcription factor G. The transcript has 3 exons. Gene Ontology annotation, molecular function: RNA polymerase II cis-regulatory region sequence-specific DNA binding; DNA-binding transcription factor activity, RNA polymerase II-specific. The record is from RefSeq and is a predicted model, not a curated record. Lineage: Eukaryota; Metazoa; Chordata; Aves; Galliformes; Phasianidae. Bases 2399 to 2887 code for a protein of 162 amino acids. Gene Ontology annotation, biological process: regulation of epidermal cell differentiation; regulation of transcription by RNA polymerase II. Gene Ontology annotation, cellular component: nucleus.
CAGCGAACGGGGAACCGGGAAAGGAAGGGCCCUGUGCGGUGCGCUCCGUGUUGGGGGGGAAUUGGCUGCGGCCGUGCUGAGCUCAGUGCUUUUGAACGCCGGGGAAAUGUGUUGAGGCGGCAUUUUCUUCGCUGCAGUCAUCGCGUUUGGCACUUUUCAGUGCGAUCUUUCUUCGAGAACCUCUGAAAAGCAGAGAAAUCAGCGGUCUGCAGAGCCGGGCUGUGUCUGGGCUCAGUGUCCUCCGGGUCUGCUGCCUUCCCAUCACCCUCGUGUUGCCAGUGUUGCUGUGCUGGGUCUCUGGUAGGGAACGGGGGGGGGGGGGGGGAGUCCAAACUGGUGCUGCUUUCAGGCACAGCCCCUUCUCAGAGCCGCUCCCAGAACACAGCACACACUGCCCGGUUCCUCGGGUACAGACGCUGCAGCCCUCAUGUCCAACAGAAGUGAUGUUGUGAUUCAGGCUUGGGGAGCGCUCUCCUGACCCCAUCGCAGCUCUCUGGGUCCCUGCACUCAUCCCAGCCGCGUCCCUCCACCAGGUCCCUCACAUUUCUACGUCCUUUUGUGUCUGUAUGUGGGUUUAUGUAUUUUUCUUAGCAGAAAAUACAGUGUGAGGUACAGAGUGAGCAUGGACUCUGAGGUCAGGGCUGUAUGAGCUCCCUGCCCUGCUCUGCCCCCCGUGCCCAGCCUGAUGCAGUCUUUAUUUCUUUACAUCUGCUGCAAUGAAGGAAGUUGUAGUAUUUCCUAGUGGUAGGGAACCAUCUAACCCUAUGGGGCACAAAUUUCUGCAGCCAUACCGACCCCAGUGUGCAGUCAGAGGAUUCUGCAGGGCCAGUGUUACGCCUCUCCCCAGUUAUUCUCUUCCUUCUGCCCCUUUUUCCAGCGGCCAUUUUGUUUGAUGGGGUGUGAGGGGGGGGGUACAGGAAACAAGAAAGAAAAAGAACGGCAUGAGAAAGCGCAGAACUGAUUUCAGGAGGCAGCAGUCUGCGUGUGCUCCCCCCACUGCAGCCACCUCCCUUGGUGGCAAAGUGACCCUUAUGGCGCUGUCAGGUUGUCACGGACAUCGUGCUGCAAGGAACAUUGUCCUCUGGGUAUAAAUAGCCACCUCCUGGCAGGCUCCGGCCUUGGGAACAUCUGAAUUGUGCUCCUCUGCUCCGUGUCCUGCACAGCGCUGAUCCUGCUCACCUCUAGCAGUCAGCACCGGGCGCAUUGCAGGAGCCUGAGCUGCAGCUGCUGGAGGAGCAAAAAUCCGUAUUUGCUGACUGUACAGCUGGGUCUUGGCUGCAACUCUGCCUCUUACGUCUAGCAAACAAAAGAGCAGCAAACAGAAUUGCUGUUGGCUGGCACAGAAGGUACAAAGGUGCUUGCAGACUGCACCUGCACGAAGGCAGUGCCGGGCUGUGUGGGAUGGACGUGGCUGUUGAGGAUUCGGUUUGUUGGGGUGCAGUGACAUUCUGACCUGAGGUGUGAGGGGAGGAGGUGCAUAGGGACAGGAGCCCUGCUAUGCCUCUGUAUGGAGACAGCGCCAGGAGCUGCUGUUAUCGAUCUGGAAUGCUGUCCUCCCUGGCAGCGGAGGAGUCUGCUCCCCUCCAGUUUCAGCCUCCCUUGAUCUUUGUUUUCUUAUCUCUCAGCUUUGAAGAUAAGGAAGGGAGAAGGUGGUGCUGUCCUGGCUUUGCUGGGGCUGAUAGGGACUGCCUCAAUGGGAAAUGUGUAUGGCUGCAGGUCGGCUUUGGGUGACAGGAGCAGGGAGGGCUCUUGAGGUUUUUGUUAGAUCAGUAAUGGGAUUCCUGUGAGCCCCAGCACUGAGCCGUGGGUUUGGGCUGCCCGUCCUCCCCACAGAAAGAGUUGGAUGCAGAACUCAGACUGUAACCCAGCUGUUCUGGCUUUGCUGGGAAGCACCCACAGUUUGGAGAGGAAUGAGUGUGGCAGCUGUGUUCAGCACCUCACAAGUGCCCCGUGCAGGUGAAGCUGUCCCUUCCACUCACUGCCGGUGAUGUGCUCCUGGACCGUGCCAGGCUGUGUCCUUGGGAGCAUCAUGGGUCUGGCAGGACUCGCUCUGGGCAGCUCUGGCUGUGCUGGGCAGCGGGUGUUGGGGCUGUGCUGUGCUCAUGGGCUGUGAGGAUGCAGCUGGGAGCAGAGGCGCGGGCUGCCGGCGUGCUGAGUCAGCGUGACUGGCCCUGAGCAGGCGUGCUCCGGACCUGGCCGCUGCUGCCAGGCUAUUUUUAAAAAUGUGGCUUCCGUGUAUUCUGGCUCCUCCUAGUUUUUUAAUUCCCCCCCCCCCGCCCCAAACAAAAAACAGCAUUGCUACAAGUCUCCGUGGUUGUAGGGCUGUGGAAGGGCAGCAGUUCCUGCUUAGGGGCGGAAUCUGUUGCCACGCUAGCCUGACUGACGUGGCUGCCGUGUUAUGACGACCCCCAACAAAGGAAACAAGGCCUUGAAGGUGAAGCGGGAGCCAGGCGAGAAUGGGACCAGCCUGACAGAUGAGGAGCUGGUGACCAUGUCUGUGCGGGAGCUGAACCAGCAUCUGCGGGGCCUGUCCAAGGAGGAGAUCAUCCAGCUGAAGCAGCGCCGGCGCACGCUGAAGAACCGAGGCUACGCGGCCAGCUGCAGGGUCAAGCGCGUUACCCAGAAGGAGGAACUGGAGAAGCAGAAGGCAGAGCUGCAGCAGGAGGUGGAGAAGCUGGCCUCUGAGAAUGCCAGCAUGAAAAUGGAACUCGAUGCUCUCCGCUCCAAAUAUGAGGCACUCCAGAACUUCGCCAGAACCGUGGCCCGGAGCCCUGUCACCCCCGUGCGGGGCCCUCUCACCUCCAGCAUGGGGCCCCUCGUCCCUGGCAAGGUCGCUACCACUAGUGUCAUCACAAUAGUGAAAUCCAAAACGGACGCCCGGUCUUAGUGAAGCGAGUGUUGCCUGAGCUUGUCUGUGCAGGGCAAUUAGGCACAAAACCAGCCUGGAAUCCCCAAAGCACAAACCCUCCCCACACGGGUCAGGGUUCCUUCUACUUGGCCCAGGACUGGCCUGCUGAUCGCUCUGGUUUUGUUUUGUUGUGUUCAGAUUGGUAUGAGCAGUGGUGAUGCAUCCCUUGUCCUGUGCAGACAGCACCUCCCACCCAGCGGUCUGUAGCCCUCAGCUGCCCUUGGGACAGGCUGUAAGAUCUCGGUGUUCUGGCCAAAGGAAGUCUGCGCUGCGCGGCGAGAGGCCCGGAGGGAGGCUUUCUUCCUGGAACCCCAGUUUUCAGUCACUUCCAAAGGCUUUAUUUCAUUACUCUUCCAGGUGGUGUAUCCAGGUGCCUGACUGCCCGGCACCUGAGCCUGCUGCUUUUGUCUCAUCCGGUACCUGUAGUUGCAGCUGGGGUGUUCUGUGUAAUAGAUGUGGUAUUCAUUUCUAGGUGCGCCUCUGUGCCCAAGCAGUGAGUUUCCUUCAGGCUUCCAUUGCAGUAGAGUGCGGAUAGCGGCGGUGGAUGGGAAGAUGCUGGUGUGCCCCACUGCCUCUGCCCCAGCUGAGGGGAGGGGGAUGGGAUGGGGUCUGGGAGGGGGGGGAGGGAGGUACGUUGCUGACUGCAGGCCGGUUUUGUGCCUAAUGUGUUGCACUGAACAAGACCAAAAUCACUAGUUGUUCCCGUGUUUUGAGGGUAUCAAGUGUCUCUAGUGUGAUGGUUUACACGACCAGUUUAUGUGGUUAAAUAGCCCUUUUAUUUAAAGAGAAACAUCGUUUUAAGAGUUAUUAAAUUAUCUAAGUUUAAAAUGAAAAUCAGACAGAAGAGAGAGCGUAUUUAUAGUCAGCUUUUUUUAUCCGAGAGGGCGAGAAUAUUUGGCCAUAGAAAUGGGGAAAUAUUCUCGGAGACUUUGCUAGUUAGAAGUUAAUAAAUAAAUAAUUUUAAAGUUUCUCAUGAACCUCCCGCAAACUGUUUGUGGCUCCGAGGUUAGUUUUUAUAAAGAGUUAUCAGACUUUAUUUAUAAAACUUAGAAAAAGAAAAAAAAAAAAAAAAAAAAAGACAAAAAAAAAAAAAAAAAAAGAGGCAAAUCCUGUUUGAUAUCUUUUUGCAAUUGUACCAAAAGUGACUUAUUCUCGAUCUUGCUGGCUCCGUUGUGUCCCCUGGUGUUGCGCUCUCUGUGCUCUCCGAGGCGCUGUGCUGUGGUGCUGUCAGUGGCUGCCUUUGCCAUGUGCUGUCGUUCUCAUGCUUCUGUUGUUUUCCCUGAGCUCGAGCGAGAGGUUCGCUUGCAAUCUCUCCGAAUUCUCCAGGAGGAUUCUGGCACACAGGCAAAGAUGCUGUUUUUCUGAGAGGUGGAAAUGAACGGCUGAUGCCGCUGAGGAGUGAUGCGUGCCCUGAAAACGCUGCUCUGCAGAGGGGCUUGGUGGGACGCCUGCUUCUCUCUCUGGGUGUUGCAGCUGUGGCUUCUGCGCAAGCAGCUCAGCCUCUCGCUGCCCAGCCAGUGCUGACCCCGGAGUUACCUGCAUGGGGGAUGCGUUCCCAUUGGGACUGCUCUCCUCUGGCUGAGAAGUAACACAGGGGAGAGCUGUAUAAGUUCUGAAGGAGACUGAGGGGAACGAAGAUGGAGCUGGAUGUGGAUCCUGUGGUCAGAGUUCGCGCUGUGCUCGUGGCUCCUCUGAUGAGAGGCAGGGCUGACAGCGUUUUGGGCGGUGCAGGGCCUGCACUUGUCCUGAAGCUGCAGCCUCUUGUGCUGAGCAUCAGCAUAUUACUGAAAAGUGAGAGGUGUCUUGGUUACUUUUUUUUUCCUGGUGCAACUUAUGGCUGUAGGUAUUGGUAAAGGUACCUAAACUUACAGCUAUGUGACACAGCUGAAAAACAGUUUGUGGUCAGGCUCCAUUUUCACACUAGGACAGACCUCCCUGCCCUCACCUCCUGAGAGACUCGAUCUGAUUACUGAGUUGUUUUGGAGAAUCAGGGCAUGGGGGUGAAGUCCAUUUGAUCUUUUGGGUGUCGAAAAUCACCUGAGCACAGGAGACAGAUAAGGAUGGCACAAGCAAAGUGUGGUUUGCUAUACUAGGUGUGUUUUGGUGAUGAGUUUCUUAUGUAGCUGAACUGAUGCUGUUCUCUGGGCUGAAAAGCAGGUACACCUAAUGAGAGCUACUGCACAGCAGGAGAGGAGCUGAUGGGAUUUCUUGUUGAAAGAGGAGAUCAGCUUUGCACUGACUAAUUGCCGACUUAGGGAGAAGCUGUUUGGAAUGCUUUUCCCUGUGAACUUUGUGGAUAAAGAGUAGGUUAGAACAUCGCCUCCAGGCUUCCCCCAUCCAGCUCAUGGGUUUUCUCCUCUCCGAACUGAGGUGUUGUGCUGUUUCCUUGCUAUGCACCAGAUGGGCUACUUGCUGUGCAACACUUCACACAGACUUCUAGGCUCAAGCCUUUGUCUUCCAGCUGCUGGGUGGUGUGAGGAGGAGAUGAGACACAACAGAGUCCUCUGGCUGGCUCAGGCUGUAAAACCCAACCCUGUCCCUCCUGGAGCCAUGAGAUCUGACCUGGCAGGAGAGCCUCCCAGCUGGAGGCCAGACCUCUGCAGAGCGAGCAGACAAGGUUUUGUGUGCAAACUGUCUCCGUUUGCUGGAGAUUGUUGUGAGGAGGGCUCCAUCAACAGAGCAGGCAAUGACAGGCAGUCCCACAGCCCUGGCAAACUCAUUUCCAUUGUAUCCUGCACCCGAUCCUUCUCUGCCUGCUGGACGGCAAUCGCUGCUGCCAAUGAGAGUCUGUGCUUCCCUGGAGCAAGUGAGGAGGACAGAACAGGCAUCAGCGCUGACUCCACCAGCCAUGAAUGCUGUCAUUUCUCCUCCUCUGCGCUGUGCUUGCUAGCUUGUGGUCCCAGUUUGCUUUGAGUGGCUGAAUGCAUUCGGUGAGGACACAUCUCUUUAGGGACGCGUGGGCACAAAGCUGCUGCCAUAGGGCGCCCGUGUGGUGAACCAGCUCUGCGGGUGAGGUGGUUCCCUGCUCGCAAAGCGCUCUGUCUGGCUCCAUCCUAGAGGUGCAGGAGGGGAUGUGCUCCUCUUUGCGGGUGCUGCUUCCCCGUACUGGCGUGGUGUUUUUGGUUUUGUUCUCAGUGAAGUAUUGGAAUCCGAGUAAUGUAUUUCUGCGGUGUCUGAAGAAUCUCCCGUCACGUUCAGGGCGCGCAGUCCUCACCACCCGGCACCCGAUGCCUGCGUGAGGCGGCCCUGCCCCGAGCCCGUCGCUCUGAUCUCUCUCUCUCUCGUAUAUAGCGUUCUGGAGUGUGGCAGUUCUUGUUCCUGAGGUGCUCGUCCGUUCGGUUUCCUGCUGUGAAGGGUGUUGUGUUUUCUUUCUCCUUUCCCGGUACAUUUUUGAUGCAGUGGUUGGGAGGUGGGGCCCGGCCCCAGCCGCCCUCUAAGGAACCAUGAAGCGUGUCCCCUGCAGCGGCCCGGCCGGGCGGGGCUUUGUGUAUCGUGUGGUGAAUCGUGUCGAGUGACUCCUGCGUCGUGCUGCGCCGGUGGGCAGCGCCGUCCCGAGGGAGCGGGGCGGGGAGGGCGCGAGGGCCGAGGUCGGAGCCGCCGCGCUGCCCUUCCCGGGCCCGGCGGAGCGCCGCCCUCAGAGGAGCACCGCCCGGAGGGACCGCGGGGCUCCGGCGGGACCCGCCGUGCCGUUGGCCCGUCCCGGCCCCGGGUCUGUCCGCUGUCCGGGGGUGGGGUGCAGCGAGGCCGCGGUUGGCGGGCGGGAGGCGGUAUUUAUUGCUAAGUUAUUGCCCCGCGCGGCGACGGCGGGCGUUAUUUAUUGCUGUACAUAGUGUUCGUCUGCCGGCGCGGCCGCCGUUGUUUUGUACAUGACAAUAAACAGCUUUCAAACACCA